AAGCCAACAUCGCAAAAUUCAAACUCCAUAAGUUAGGCUACGGAUUAGAGGGUAAAGGUUUAUAACCAAAAUUUAAAAAAAGGGGAGACCGGAGUGGAUAGACAAGAACACCAGUUCAGAUACCCAAGGAGCCAACGAUGACAGACUCUCUACACAACGCACCCAUCGUGCUAGACAAUGGCUCCGGCACCAUCAGAGCGGGCUUCGCAGGGGACGAUCUACCGAAAUGCUACUUCCCCUCGUUCGUCGGCCGGCCGAAACAUCUAAGAGUGCUAGCCGGCGCGUUAGAAGGCGAAGUAUUCAUCGGCCAAAAAGCGGCGACAGAGCUCAGGGGGCUUUUGAAGAUUAGGUAUCCUCUAGAACACGGCAUAGUCACGGAUUGGGAUGACAUGGAGAAGAUAUGGGAGUACGUCUAUAGUGAAGGCCUGAAAACCAUGAGCGAAGAGCAUCCCGUCCUCCUAACAGAACCCCCGCUCAACCCGCGAGCGAACCGCGACACGGCGGCCCAAAUCCUCUUCGAAACCUUCAACGUGCCGGCGCUGUACACCUCCAUCCAAGCGGUCCUGUCGCUAUACGCGAGCGGGCGCACGACGGGCUGCGUGCUCGACUCGGGCGACGGCGUCUCGCACGCGGUGCCCGUGUACGAGGGUUUCGCGAUCCCGUCCUCGAUGCGGCGCAUCGACGUCGCCGGCCGCGACGUGACCGAGUACAUGCAGACGCUGCUGCGCAAGAGCGGCUACGUCUUCCACACCAGCGCCGAGAAGGAAGUCGUGCGCCUGAUCAAGGAGUCCGUCUCCUACGUCGCCCUCAACCCCAAGCUCGAGGAGAAGGAGUGGCAGAGCGCCAAGCUCGACCAGGGCAAGGCCGCCGAGUACGUGCUCCCCGACGGCAACCGCCUGCGCGUCGGCCAGGAGCGCUUCCGCGCCCCGGAGAUCCUGUUCGAUCCCGAGAUCAUCGGUCUCGAGUACCCCGGUAUCCAGCAGAUCGUCACGGACUCGAUAAACAGGACGGAUCUGGAUCUGCGGAAGGCGCUCUACGCCAAUAUCGUCUUGUCUGGUGGUAGUACCCUGACGAAGGGCUUUGGUGACCGCCUGUUGAGCGAAGUCAAGAAGCUUGCUGUCAAGGACAUGCGGAUCAAGAUCUUCGCCCCGCCAGAGCGAAAGUACUCGACUUGGAUCGGAGGCAGCAUUCUGGCUGGAUUAAGCACAUUUAGAAAGAUGUGGGUUAGCAUCGACGACUGGCAUGAGGAUCCCGACAUCAUCCACAAAAAAUUGACAUAAGCUUCCCUGUAUGUAUUAAUUUAUCGAAUGAAUACAGGGCAGGCGGAAUGUUUCACGAACACACAAACCUGGGGCGGGGAGGAAAGGGGUCAACGAGUUACGAACAUUGGUGAUCUCUUAUCCCAAUGUAAUAGAUACGAGCGUGACGGAAUUAUACAG
This is a messenger RNA of Annulohypoxylon truncatum, 1439 nucleotides long. Its product is annotated as actin-related protein, ARP1 class. The record is from RefSeq and is a predicted model, not a curated record. Lineage: Eukaryota; Fungi; Ascomycota; Sordariomycetes; Xylariales; Hypoxylaceae. The transcript is spliced from 3 exons. Bases 138 to 1280 code for a protein of 380 amino acids.